AUGUUCUCCGUUCUCAGACGCUACGUCAGAUAUCCAUUAAAGCCACACCAUAUCUUCAUCGGAAAUCUUUCUCUUCUGGAUCUGGGCCACUCACUUUGUCCCAAAACUUGGAUUCAUUUUACCACUCUUUUUGAAUCUACCCUCCUCCUUCUCAAUUUCCUUGGUGCACAGAGAAGUUUUGGCACUUACAAAUACCUCAUCAGCAUGUUCACAAUUCUUGGAAUGACUUUUUCGACGGUUGAAAUUUUGGUAUAUCCUAAUGUCCACAAUUUCAACGCCGGAUUUCUUUUCUUUAGUUUUGAAAAGACUCUGGGUAUGGUUGAUUCAUGGAAUCGGAAUGUACCAAUAACAUCGUAUACGUUCUUUCAUUCGGCAACAAUGGCUCUAUUGUCUGUGCAAUUUAUUCACAGAUAUUGGGCGGUUUUCGACAUCCACAAGCUCAAUUAUUUCAAAGGAGCCAACGCUUUGAUCUGGGUUGUCUAUUGCUCACUUUUCGGCUUCCAAUACUCACUAGGAUCCUCGUAUUUCUUCAACAGGGACAAUGUUUCUGAUGAAUACUUCCGGGAAGACAUGCAGAUCCGUUACAAUGCAAAUAUCUCUGAUCUACCAGCAAUGGCAAUUGUAGCCUACGAUCCUUCUGAUGGAUCCACUCGAUGGAGGAAUAAAAUGGGAAUUGGGAAUAUGUGUGUGGUUGUCAACUUUCUGUAUGGUGUCAUGGUCUUCUGUGGAUGGUCGAUGCAUACUAAAAUGGAGGAGAAGAUUCAGAAUUUUUCGGAAAUCUUAAGAAAACAUCACAAGCAAUUUUUCAAAACCCUCGUACUUCAGGUUCCGUCUAUUCAUGAGAUCACCGAAAAUGAACGUUUUUCAGAUUACAAUGCCAACCAUAAUACUGUUCAUUCCCAUUUGUAUCAUUAUGAUUCUUCCGCUUCUAAAUCUUAA
Caenorhabditis briggsae is the source of this 939-nucleotide messenger RNA. The transcript is spliced from 4 exons. The record is from RefSeq and is a predicted model, not a curated record. The coding region runs from base 1 to 939 and encodes 312 amino acids. Lineage: Eukaryota; Metazoa; Nematoda; Chromadorea; Rhabditida; Rhabditidae.